AUGGCCGGACUCGUCGAAAGGCUGAAGGCCUCUGGAGGCACCGAGUCCGCGGGAUUCCUCAACGACAUUAUCGAGCAGCUGUGGCCCAACAUCAACGUCGCCGGGUGCAAGAUGGUCAAGGACAUCGUCGAGCCCAUGUUCGCCACGAUGCUCCCGGGCCCGCUGUCGUCCCUCAAGUUCGUCAAGCUCGAUCUCGGCCACGUCCCCAUGCGUGUCUCGGAGGUGGACGUCCACAAGGUCGACAACGGCGGCAUCAAGCUCGACAUGGACGUGACGUGGGAGGGCAAGAGCGACAUUGAGCUCGAUGGAAAGAUGGUCCCCAAGCUGGGAAUCGAACAUGUUCAUCUGAAGGGCAGGCUCUCGAUCCUUCUCGCCCCCUUGAUCGACGCCAUUCCCCUGAUCGGCGCGGCACAGGUUGCCUUCAUCAACCCUCCCGAGCUGAAGCUCGACUUCACCAACGCGGCCAACAUCGCCGACUGGGCCCUCGUGGACAAGGCCGUUCGCAAGGUCAUCAUCAGCAUCAUCUCGUCCAUGGCCGUCCUGCCCAACCGCUACCUCGUCAAGCUCGACAGCAACAACGACUACUUCAGGACCUACCUGCCGCACCUGGGCGCCCUGCGGCUCACCGUCGAGAGGGCCGUCGGCAUCAGCGGGCCCAAGAAGAGCGGCGCCAAGCGGCUGCUGGCCAAGAUCGUCAAGGACGUGCCCGACUGCUACUGCAAGGUGGUCGUCGGCGCCGAGGACGAGUGGCGCACGUCGACCAAGAAGAACGACACGGACCCCGAGUGGAACGAGACGCACGACUUCCUCGUCGCGGACCACGACCAGCGCAUCACCAUCGACGUCCAGGACGACGACCUCGGCGGCGACGACGACAUCGGCGUCGCGUCCACCACCGUCCGCGAGAUCCUGCUCGGCGGCGGCUCGCAGCAGCUCGACCUCACGCACAAGGGCGAGCCCACCGACGCCAAGGUCGUCGUCCACGCGCGCUUCUUCAACUUCGUCGAGGACGCCGGCGCCAUCACGGCAACGCGCAGCGAGAACCAGGACCAGAUCGUCGGCCUCGCCACGGUGCUCGUCGCCAGCGCCCUCGGCCUCCAGGGCCAGCGCGACGAGCUGAACCCCAGCAUCAAGGUCAGCUGGGGCGCCAAGGAGUUCCGCACGGCGGCCAAGUCGUACAGCCCGGGCACCGACAUCUUCAACCCGUCCUUCGACCAGGCCUUCCGCAUCCCCGUGACGGCCGACCUGCUCGCCAACCCGGCCGGCUUCAGGAUCGCGCUGCUGAACAAGGCCGACGAGACGGGUGCCGUCGAGAUCCCCUUCGAGGACGUCCUGGCGGCGCCGGGCCUCGUCAAGGAGGAGAGCUUCGACGUGGGCUCCGGGGCGACGGUCAGGGCGAGCAUCUCCCUCCGCGGGCUGCAGCCGGCUCACUGA
This is a messenger RNA of Colletotrichum higginsianum IMI 349063, 1434 nucleotides long. Its product is annotated as C2 domain-containing protein. NCBI's taxonomy places the organism in Eukaryota, Fungi, Ascomycota, Sordariomycetes, Glomerellales, Glomerellaceae. Bases 1 to 1434 code for a protein of 477 amino acids. The record is from RefSeq and is a predicted model, not a curated record. Gene Ontology annotation, molecular function: lipid binding. The transcript is spliced from 4 exons.